Ochlerotatus camptorhynchus is the source of this 2015-nucleotide messenger RNA. Its product is annotated as dentin sialophosphoprotein-like. NCBI's taxonomy places the organism in Eukaryota, Metazoa, Arthropoda, Insecta, Diptera, Culicidae. The transcript is spliced from 3 exons. The coding region runs from base 318 to 2015 and encodes 565 amino acids. The record is from RefSeq and is a predicted model, not a curated record.
UUGUAGCACUGCACUUGUUCGAACACACACAAAAGCUAUUGGCUCCGGACAUGCAACGGAAAGGUAAAAUUCUGCCAAAUGGAUCUUAUCACCGGUUGAGACCGAUAGCGAACACAUGAGCCACACCGCCGUAUAAUGUGUCCCAUUGGCUUCCGGUUAGGUGUCGUAAGCAAUCAAGAUGAAAUUUCCAUUUCCCUGUUAUAAAUGAUAUGGCCCCCUGAUGGAUGCGCUUAGUAUGUCUAAAUAAGCCAUCCGACAGUGAUUUAGUAUUCAUCGGAGAACAGAGAACGGAACACACGGCCAAGUGACAAGUGGCUAUGAGCAAAGUUUUGAUAUUUGUUGUGCUUUGUGCGGUUGGAACUGAUCGUCGCCAUGUGAGGGCACAGCAGAACAUCAUGGAACAGGGCAAGAUUGCUGUAAUUGGUGCAAUCGCUAAGGGCAAAGAAGUCAUUGACCAUGGGGUGAACGUCAAAUCGGAACGGCAGCAAUCUUACGACAUCUUUGGUUUGAAAUUCGAUACGAGCAAUGGCGUGGGCACUGGAUUUGGGGAUGCCGCUACGGAGAAAAACCUCAACAGCGUCGAGGAUGAUUUGGUUCGGCGCAGGAAGCGUUCGCUGGAUGUAUUGGAAGCACUGCGGGCCGCAGGAUUGAUCAGUAACUCUGCAGGGGGAACCAAUGUGAACAUUGUGAAAAUAAACAGCGUUUCCAAUGUGAACAACUAUGGACCGGAGACAACAACGGAGAGUUCUACGCGCAGGAGGAGGUUGAUUGGGAACUUCCAUCGUUCAAUGGUUUUUAGUGUGAUGGAUCAAAAGGUAUCCUAUGUGAGCAGUGAUACUGAAUUACAUAAAAAUGAACUGUUUAAAUCGCACACGGAAGGUGAAAGUCAUUCGAAUCAUUUGGAGAAGAUGGAGGAAAAAGAGGUUGAUGGACCCGGUAUUAGGAACAGGCGAUCACUUCGAAUUGAUACAGUAGAUGAAAGUCAAGGACCGAUUAAAAAGGAUCAUUUGAUGCAAAAUGAUGACCAACAGUUAUUUGGAAGCCCAAAAAUUAAGAGAUCGUUGGUCUUGAGUAAUUUGGAAAAUAAAGCUUUCUACUUCACCAGGCGCGCAGAAGCUAAAGCCGACGGAUCCAUGAAAACUCACACGUUUACUGGAUCUCGAGAGGCAAAAUUGAGCAAGCUUUCAUUUGAACCUGAGUCAGAGGGUCAACGGAGAGCGAAACGUUCACCUCAGGAGAUGGAUGAGGGCACAGUUACGACUGAUCUACCUCCGCGUAACAGAACGCGUCCUGGGCCUCCCGAUGGCGAUGGAGGUGGUCCUCCUUCAGGUCGACCAAGGGGACCUCCUCCCGAUUGUGGUGGUGGUGGUCCUAAAGGUGGCCGCAAAGGAAAAGGUCGAGGCCCGCCUCCACCACCUUCUGAAGAGAGCGAUGAGGAUCAACCUAACGAUGCGGCACAGCGAAAGAAACGUGAAACUUCCGGAGAUGAAGUUUCUAAUGAGAGCAACUCCAGUUAUUACAGUGAUUCAUCGAGUAGCGAAGAGCAUACUGGUCAACGUAGAAGGAAACGAGAAAUCAAUGCUAACUCUGGCGAUGAAAAUGGCACUGGAACAGAUUCUGGUGAUUCAAGCGCAUCCAGUUACUACAGUGAUUCAUCCAGUAGUGAGUAUAGCGAUUCAACGAGUGAAGAAGAUCAGGACUCUGAAUCAAACGACGGCGGGGAAGAUACGCAGGACGAAACCCCUGGGAAUGAAGAUGACGUGCAACGUACUAAGCGAUCACCAUGCAAACGAUCAACGACGCUACCGCCGGAUGAGUUGGAGAGAAGAAAACGAGAGGCAGAAUCGCAAGAGGAUGCCGGAGAAAAAGUUGAAAAAGAUGUUGCCUGGUUUUCAGAUGUGAUGAAUAAGUUUUUCAGAGCUGUGAAAAAGGUGGCCGAUACGGCAAAGCAAGUAUUUAGCGGAGGUAAAGGGGAGACAGGUGGUGAGGGCAAUCCUGAUGCAGAACGAAUGUAA